AAUUGUGGGAAUGGAAGACCCAUACAAUUUUUCAAGGAUCUGAAAUACUCAGCUUUACGAUAAACGCAAAAUGAGCAUUGUCCAGACAAUGCUCAAGAAAGCAUAUGACAUCAAGUAUAUUCAGAGUACUAAUACAUUUAAAAGAAAGAAGAGUGCUACAAAGUUAUCUCAAAGAGAUUUCGGUAAGCAGAAGGCCAUGUUCUCGAUGGACCAGGAAGGCAAACAACUUGUACUCGAAGUCAGCCUCGAGCUUGGAGUCCCUCUGCCUGAGGUAAUGGAUGCUUACGAAUAUAUUGUAAAACAAGCUAAUGUCGAUAAUUCACAAGACAGAAAGAGGAUCAAAGCUAUUAUAUUCGAUAAAUAAAAGACUCAUGAGAAAGACUUUCCGCUCGAUAAUCUACUACUGUUAUGGAGGCUUUGAUGAUGUAGACAAGCCUGACAUCGUCACUGACUUUGACAAUGAUCAUCAGUACAACUUGAACAAUGUUGAUUCUAGAUCGAAAGUGACUCAUUUCACAGAAACUCUGGAUCAAUCUAACCUGCAGCACCAGACCAGGAACCUUUUGAAUCGAGACCAUGAAAAGCAGAAACAGAGUAGGAACAAGUCACUCAUUAAGAAGUACAACAGCAUGAACUCUCUAGUCAGAGGCUUUACCACUAACAACACAUUUGCAAGCAAGAACUCAAUGCUCAAUAAGAGUGCAGUCGGGAUGAGGACCAAGUCUCAAGCGAAGCGGCUUGAUAAGUCAGUCAAGAAAUCCAAGAUGGCUAGGGCUAGCUCAGUGUCAAGUUUUCUGCAACAUAAUCCUGAGACUGCCCAUACUAUGUAUCCCCAGAGUUCAAAUGGGCGCUCUGACUUUUUGGGGAAUUCCAUGAUUGAACACAAGAACAGGUCAACCAUCUCAGAGACAUCCCGGAGUAGGUUCAGAACACCAGCAUCAAAAACUUCAAAGAAGAGGUUUACUAAAAGGAGUAAGUCUAGGAAGAGGAAAAUGAGGAAUAAAUUAGGCCAAAUUUGUAAGAAAAUAGGUAGCUCAAAAAGCUCUGUGCCUCAUAUCGGUAAUACCGCAUCCCAGUUGGACUAUCCUCAGAACAACAACUUGAUAUACUUGCAACCCAGGACAGAUAGAAGGGAAAUUGAAGGACUUAAAGGGGAAGACAGAGAUGCCUUUAUUAAGAAAUGGUACCAAGCUUAUUGCUACAGAGAAGAAAUUCUAAUGAGGAAAGCUUUAUUCAUCCUUCACAAAUUCAAAGAGCAAAACCAGAAGGAGAUUAAGUUCAGUAUUCAGGUUAGGCAGACUCAGAACUAUAAUUUGGUCAAGAAUGCCUUUUACACAUGGGUGAAGAAGUACCAGUACAGAGUUACAAGAAGACCCUUAUUGAUCAAAUCAUUAACGUUUUGGGGCAAUAACGUCAUUCGGAAAGGCUUUACAGGCCUAAAACAGUACCGCACACAAAUAAUAGAAACCCGGAAAAAGUUGCGGACUUUCUGGUGCAUUCGAGCUGCUGUAGCUAUGAUCGAGAAUAUCUCGAUGUACGAUAAGAACAUCUAUCCUUCCCAAGCAAUGAACCUUCCCAUAAAGAAUUUCAAUGAGAAAGAGCUCGAGAUCACUGUGAAAGAACAUGACAGACUGUACAAGAAGAAGUUAUUCGAAACAUGGAAAGAAUUUUAUUUUAAAAUUAGGGAAAAGAAAGCUAAAAUAGCUUAUAAUUAUGUGAACAAUACCUUCCAAGCAUGGAAGGAAGUUGCUAAGAAGAGAAAACUUGACCGCCAAAAGAUCCAACACUCUCUUGGAAAAUGACAUGCUAGGGCUCUUAAGGAAUGAUUUUCAGGUAUGAAGGAAUAUCUUGACAGAAAGAUCCUUCUCAACAAAAUUUCUGAAGAAUUUACUACCAAAAGAGGAUUACAAAUUAGAUCUGACUACUUUUACCAAUGGGUUGAGACAAAGAAGGAUAAGCAAGAAACUGAGGAGAAAACAGCCCAUGCAGAAGAGUAUUAUAGAAGAACCCUUCUCAAAAGAUGGUUUGACAAGAUUAAACACUUCUCUAUUUACAAAACUCUGGUCAGAGCUUGGUUCUUCUCAUACCGAGAGUAUAAAGAGGACCCAGAAUCUGGGUGAGAGGAUGAAGACUUACUGAAAAUGAACAGUACUCUUAAGACAGAUCAUAACAUUGACUGCUCUAUUAUCCAAGAAGUACAAAAGAUUAACUGUAUCUUCACAGAUGAUGGUAGGAACAUUGCGAAUAAGCCUCUAAGUUUCCUUGAUGACACUAUUUUAUCAACAUCAAAGAAAAGUGAAACUGAUAAGUUCAAGUAUUGCUCAGAGCUCCAGAAAACUUUACUAAUCAAGAUAGACAACAGCGUUCAAGAAAUGCUGAAGUUGCGCCACCAAGGUAUCGUAGAAGCCAUUUACAACAAGCUAAUCAUCCUUGAUACUCGUGAAGAGAAGAUAUUGCUGAACUUGAACAGAAGAAAGAGGAAAAUCUUCACAGCCUGGAUCAACUUCACCGACUACUGUAAAGAGAGCAAGGCCAAGGUCAUGGAAGGAAGAUCCCGAGUUGAAAAGUACAAACUAAAGGUUUGAUUUCAAGAGCUUAAGAAAGUCCUUACCGUCAGAGAUAAGAGACUUCAACUUGAACAGAAGAGAAAAUACAGGAUGCUUGAAGAAACCUUCUUUGCCUUCAAACAUGUUAUUCGUAAAAGCAUGGCUCUGAGCGAUGCUUACUGAGAAGUUGCUUCUAAAUAUAGGCAACAAAUCGCUAGAGAAUGCCUUGAAAAAUGGUACUACGAGACUGAACAGAAGAUUCAAGCACGUAUGUUUAUAAAACAAGAACUUGAAGAGCAGAGAAGGCAAGAGAUUUACACUUAUCAUCUUCAUAUCAUGGGGAAGGCCUUCGAAGCCUUGAAGAUCAAUAUGGCUCCUAGGACAAUUACUUUGGGUAAACUGGUUGAGAGAUAUAACUCAGAGAAGCUUAAAUCCAAAACUAUUAAGAGCUUGAAGAUCUGAGUCCAAAGAAGACAUCAUGAAGAGAAAGCGACCAGUGUGGUUGAGCACAAUACCAAACUCAAGUAUUUUAAGUGCUGGUUGAUGCUGUAUAAUGAACUAAAUAUUUCAAAAAGUUUGAGAACUCCUUUCGUCAACCUCCAAAAGCAAGCUUAUGAAGAAGACUGGAGUCUUGCUAAGCUCAACAUGAACACUGAGAAGGUGUACAGCUGUCUUAGCUAUGGCAGAAAGAAGGCCGUGUUUGCAUCAUGGAAGAACCAUAUCCAAAAACUUCAUGUGUUUCAAAGAAACACAGAAAUUGUACAGAAGAUACAGAACAAAGGGUUAAUCAAGAAAUAUUUCAACCUGUUGCUAAACAUCGAAUUCGAACGUAAACAAGCCAGAAUGGUUAAUUCAUACAUGGCCAAACUUGCAGAUGAGAACAACAAAAUGAAAUAUAUCAGAGCAUGGAAAAGAUUCGUGCUCCAGAGCCAACGAGAGAGACAAGCUCACAAAGAAGCAGAGAUCAUUCAUAACCAGAAACGAAAAGUUGAACUUGAGAAAGAAAAGAGAGAUAGGCAAAGAGAAUUAGCCGAGAAAGCAAACAAGAUUAGAAACCAGAUGAUACAGAAAGCCUGCUUUGAAGCCCUCAGGAGCAGACUUGAUGUCAAAAAGGACCUAGAAAAUAGAUGCAACAAGUAUAUUAAGCAUCGUAAGCAAUGCAUGGUUAUCGAAGCAUGGAAUAACCUCUGGAGCCUUUAUGACUUCAAGCAGAAGGAAAAGAAUAUCGAACAUUUUAAUAAGAGAAUGCUAUUCAGGAGAGCAGUUAAAAUGUUCAAUGUUUAUAAAACUCAGAAAGUAUAUUGGGAAUCACUUAAUGAACAAUCUGAUUAUUUCAGGGAGAUGAACCUACUUAAGAACGCAUUCAUCACUCUCAAAAGUUACACAUGUGAGAAGCAGUAUGAAAAAGAACUGAGUCAUACUGCAGAUUUAUACAGGAAGAAAAAGAUGAUGAGGAGAUGGAGAAGAGCGUAUCUCAACAUUAACAUUGCUAAGACUUCUUUCGAAGUAAGCAACUCAGAUCACCAAAAGCCCCAAUACUCAAUCAACGAUAUUAAGACGUACAAGCGGUCAAGGCACGACAUGCCUUUGACAGACUCUUUCAUGAUGUCUCCUGUGCGUGUAGACUCUUUACUUCAGGAGAAGGGGAAGAGCACUAUCUACAAAAGCAUGGUGCAUGAGGCUAUCAAGGAGAAUAUUAAUUUGAAUCAAUAA
Molecule: messenger RNA, 4259 nt
Organism: Moneuplotes crassus
Lineage: Eukaryota; Ciliophora; Spirotrichea; Euplotida; Euplotidae
Source: the annotation of a GenBank genome assembly